ACUGUAGCACUUCCCAGCCAUCGAGAGAGAGCCAGACGUCGUCGGCGCAGCUAGCCGGCUUGCUUCACCCAAGCCCAAGCGUGGCGCUCAGUCUAAAGAGUCGCGCGAACGUGAAAGAUGUGGCGCAAUGGCAACAGCAUAGAAGCUCAAAUCAUCGAAUUGGACAACAAAACAAAUAGUGAAAUCAGGCUAAGCCGAGAUUGGCAUUAGGAUUUUGGCUUUCGGGCUGCAAUUUGGAACUCGUUGUCAUGUGCUGGUGUGCACGUGUCUAUUGGACUGUGCUGCAGAAUCUAUUUGCGCGCUUCUACAACAGUCUGACGGAGCAGCAAUGCGACUACGUCUGUUGUGGUUGUGGCUGCUGCUGUUGUGGCGAUUAUCGUGACGUCGACGCUGAUAGCGAAGCUGGCGAACGGGUUUCAGCAUCGAUUGUUGAUGACGAUCAGCAGCUUAGAACACAACAUGAUUAUGUCAUAGUUGAUGAUGCCGAUGCAAACUAUGCGGAGAUCGAGUGUCGUCAGAUCGAAACCGAGGCGUAUUACUUCACCGUGGAUCGCGCCACAGCGGAACACAUGCUCGAGGGACGCGAGGAUGGCGCCUGUCUGGUGCGUCCCUUCAAGGCGACGGAUGUGUGCAUCAAGUACAUUGUGAGCAUCUAUGCAGGCGAACAGUAUUAUCAUCUGUUUGUGCGCCAGAUCGAUGGACGUCAACGCUACGGCAUCGGACAGCUGAAGCCGCAUGAACGUCACUUUCCCUCGCCCUGCGACAUCAUCGAGUUCUACGCUGAGCACGCGUUGCUCUGCACCAACAAGCAGCGCAGUCAGAGCAUUCGACUGAAGCCCAUCAGUUAUGCUUAGUGUUAAGGUUAUCGUUUAUUUUGGGUUUUAGAUAUAGAGUAAGCAUAAAUUAUGUACAAACUGACUUAAGGUGUAAAGUAAGGCAGAGCAGAGCUCAGGGCUCAGAGCUCAAGUGGCCACAACAGCCUUGAAGGCGCACUGAUUGUUCUGCAUGAGCGCGGGCCAGAGGAAGGCCUUGAUCAGAUCCGAGCGACGAUCCGACUGCGGAUGUCGUUCGUGCUUCUCCGGACGCAGAAAACCUAAACAAAAAUGUAGUGAAUAUGAUUAGAAUAAAGUUGUUAAAUAGUUAAACUAGCAAAACUCACCCAGAUUGAAAUCAGUGUCCAAAUAAUAAGGCGCCUUUUGGUUGAUCAUGCGCCAGGCGAGUCGCACACAGGCGCUGACAAAGUGCGUCAAUGGUGGACAAGAUUCCAAGCAGGGAUAUUCGUGGAGCGUGGACAGCACCUGAUUGAACACCGAUCGCUCAAUCUCGCCCAGCGGAAAACUGUCUGUGGUCUCGUGCAGAUGAUUGCGAACCGAACGAUCCAAGGCCAGCGUUGUCUCGCUGCUGCUGUCCAGUGCGCAGUUGAGCACACGGCGCACCUCCAGCACCUUGCGUUCCCGCAUGCCG
Drosophila sulfurigaster albostrigata is the source of this 1464-nucleotide messenger RNA. RefSeq lists its product as uncharacterized. Gene Ontology annotation, biological process: intracellular signal transduction; cell surface receptor protein tyrosine kinase signaling pathway. The record is from RefSeq and is a predicted model, not a curated record. Lineage: Eukaryota; Metazoa; Arthropoda; Insecta; Diptera; Drosophilidae. The transcript is spliced from 2 exons. Bases 249 to 854 code for a protein of 201 amino acids.